This is a messenger RNA of Abrus precatorius (Indian licorice), 1290 nucleotides long. RefSeq names its product glucan endo-1,3-beta-glucosidase-like. Gene Ontology annotation, molecular function: hydrolase activity, hydrolyzing O-glycosyl compounds. Gene Ontology annotation, biological process: carbohydrate metabolic process. Lineage: Eukaryota; Viridiplantae; Streptophyta; Magnoliopsida; Fabales; Fabaceae. The record is from RefSeq and is a predicted model, not a curated record. Gene Ontology annotation, cellular component: plasma membrane. The coding region runs from base 85 to 1086 and encodes 333 amino acids. The transcript has 2 exons.
AUGCUAAGAUUUGCUUCACACAUUUUUAUAUAACAUAUAUAUCCACUCAUUGAUAUCGAUAUAUUCUUUUAAAGAAGUUCUGCAAUGUCUGCAAUAUUGCUGCUUGUUGGAAUAUUAUCGUCCAUUGGACUAGAAUUUACGGCUGCACAAUCCAUAGGAGUUUGCUAUGGAGUGAAUGGUGGCAAUCUACCAUCAAGACAAGAGGUUGUGGAUUUAUAUAAAUCAAACGGCAUAGGGAGAAUGCGCAUAUAUUACCCAGAUGAAGAAGCAUUCCAAGCCCUUAAAGGUACAAACAUUGAGUUGAUACUUGACGUGGCUAAGGAAACCCUUCAAUCUCUCACAGAUUCUAACGCAGCCACAAACUGGGUCAACAAGUACGUAACACCUUACUCACAAGACGUUAAAUUCAAGUACAUCACCGUUGGAAACGAAAUUCACCCUGGAGACAAUGAGGCCCAAUACAUUCUACCAGCCAUGACCAACAUUCACAAUGCAAUUUCCUCAGCCAAUUUACAAUCCCAAAUCAAGGUGUCAACAGCAAUAGACACCACUUUGAUCACUAACUCUUAUCCACCCAAUAAUGGCAUUUUCACGGACGAUGCAAGCCCAUAUAUAAAGCCCAUUAUUGAUUUCUUAGUGAAUAAUGGGGCCCCACUUCUUACCAAUGUGUACCCAUACUUUGCUUAUGCUGGUAAUCAACAAAGCAUUAAUCUUGAUUAUGCUCUUUUCAAUCAACAAGGAAACAAUGAUGCUGGGUACCAAAACCUCUUUGAUGCCAUAUUGGAUUCAGUGUACGCUGCUCUUGAGAAAGUAGGAGCAUCCAAUUUGCAAAUAGUUGUAUCUGAAAGUGGGUGGCCAUCAGAAGGUGGAGAUGGAGCCACGGCCCAAAAUGCAGCCACUUACUAUUCUAAGUUGAUUAGUCACUCCAAGAGUGGUAAUGGGACUCCAAAGAGGCCUGGUGGGCCUAUUGAGACUUUCUUGUUUGCAAUGUUUGAUGAAAAUCAGAAGACGGGUGCAGAAACUGAGCGACAUUUUGGUCUCUUUAAUCCUGAUAAAUCACCCAAAUACCAACUCAGUUUCAAUUAAUUGAAACCCAUAGCUAGAUAUAUAUGCUCUUGAAUAUAAUAUAUUUUGAAUAAGUGUGCGGGGUGUGCCCAUUUUGUUUAAAUAACCAUACAAACCAAAUUUCUAAUAGAUUAUUGUUAUCAUAAGGAGGAAAGAAGCAUGACUGCUUCAUUUGUUAUUGGCUGAAUUCUCCAAUUAUUGAUUCAAUCAGAUCAUGUAAUUUAC